Messenger RNA from Endocarpon pusillum Z07020, 780 nucleotides. RefSeq lists its product as uncharacterized. Lineage: Eukaryota; Fungi; Ascomycota; Eurotiomycetes; Verrucariales; Verrucariaceae. Bases 1 to 780 code for a protein of 259 amino acids. Gene Ontology annotation, cellular component: mitochondrial inner membrane. The transcript has a single exon. The record is from RefSeq and is a predicted model, not a curated record. Gene Ontology annotation, molecular function: S-adenosyl-L-methionine transmembrane transporter activity.
AUGGCCGAGACCGUCUCCCUGAAAGCCUCAAGGGAGCGGCCUCCACCUCCCCCUCCAAUCGUGCCAUCCCUCUGGACCCGGUCCCUCCUCGCGGGGGCGCUGGCAGGACUAACGGUAGAUUUCUCCCUCUACCCGCUCGACACGGUAAAAACGCGGCUUCAAUCCCAACUCCUCGCAACUCCCCGUCAUGCCGUCCGCACUCUCCCACCGCGUCACACACCCUCCGCGGCACCAUCCGCUCCAUGUACGCGGGCCUCCCCUCGGCGCUCCUCGGCUCCAUGCCCAGCGCGGCCUCGUUCUUCGUCGUCUACGACGGCGUCAAACGCUCCCUGCUCCCCGGCACCUAAUACCGGCGGCCCCUCAAACCAACGCACGCAGACCACACCCUCCGCCUCCGCCUCCGCAAUCCACAUGCUAGCCUCGACCCUCGGCGAAACCGCCGCGUGCGCGAUCCGCAUCCCGACCGAAGUGAUCAAGCAACGCGCACAGGCGGGGCUCUUCCAGGGCUCGUCGCUGCUCGCGCUGCAGGACAUCCUGGCGCUGCGCCAGCGUCAGAUCCACCCGGACGGCGGCUACGGGACCGUGCUCCGAGAACUCUACCGCGGCGGCGGCGUGACCGUGAUGCGCGAGAUCCCCUUCACCAUCGUGCAGUUCAGUCUGUGGGAGUACCUCAAGGCGGCCUAUUCCGAGAGGCAGUCCCGACGCUUUCGGAGGGAGGAGGGCUUGGUGACGGCGGCGGAGAGCGCGGCUUUCGGGAGGGCGCGGUGGCGGCCGGGUUGA